This is a messenger RNA of Fusarium oxysporum Fo47, 957 nucleotides long. RefSeq names its product mediator complex subunit MED7. Bases 87 to 827 code for a protein of 246 amino acids. Gene Ontology annotation, biological process: regulation of transcription by RNA polymerase II. The record is from RefSeq and is a predicted model, not a curated record. Gene Ontology annotation, cellular component: mediator complex; core mediator complex. Lineage: Eukaryota; Fungi; Ascomycota; Sordariomycetes; Hypocreales; Nectriaceae. Gene Ontology annotation, molecular function: transcription coregulator activity. The transcript has 2 exons.
CUUGACGCGGCGUCUUUUUUUUUUUCUAUUCAUACAACUGCCUAUGAGAUUGCUUUAUGAGGUGAUCCUCCUACAAGAGCUGAAAGAUGGCCGAACAACAGCAAGAGGGCCAUUCGCUCUCAUCCAUGUUCCCUAAUCCGCCUCCCUUUUGGCAAGACUUUACGACAGAUAAGAUUUCUCGGAUUCAAGAACUAAGGAAUUCAUACAUCGCGGAGCAUGGUGGCGAUCCUUUGACAGUCCGCGUGCCUGAUGUUCCCGGAGAUCUCGUCAAUCUGCAACCUCCGGCCGAGCCAGCUGAUGGACGCUGGCGUGUAUUUGGCGAUCAGUACAUGCUGGACGACAAGCUUCCAACUCUCGAAGACCAGGGGAUUACCAAUCUUCCUUCAUCAUCACAGUCCGAGUCCAAGGAUGCUAAGCGCUUUGAUCGCGCCUUUGAGCUCAAACGGCUAGCUAAAUCGCUUCUAUUGAACUUUCUCGAGCUCUCUGGAACAUUAUCGCAUAACCCAUCGCAUGCCGAAGCAAAAGUGCAAGACUUGCGCACACUCUUCAUCAACUUUCAUCACAUCCUCAACGAGUACCGGCCACAUCAAGCACGCGAAUCAGUCAUUGCGCUCAUGCAAGAGCACCUAGACCGCACGCGGGCUGAGACCAUGGCCAUACGGAUACAGGUGGACAAGGCACGCCGCGUACUCGAUGGCUUGGGCAGCCUAAGCGUACCCGAUGUGCCCAAGGCUUUAGGACAGAACACCGAGGAGGAAGAUUUGGAGGCGUUGGCGAAACAAAGAGAAGCAGACGUGUGGGCGGCCACAGAUGCCUUAUUUACUUAAGGGCGGGUAUUGGAACAGGCAUGACAUAUUGUCCACAUCGCCAGAUUAUCAUCAAGGGAGUUGCAAAGAUCAACUUCCCAACAAACGAAACAGUCAUCCCACAUUGGGCAGCUAUUUGUCAUAUCGUCUC